Microbotryum saponariae is the source of this 660-nucleotide messenger RNA. The record is from the annotation of a GenBank genome assembly. NCBI's taxonomy places the organism in Eukaryota, Fungi, Basidiomycota, Microbotryomycetes, Microbotryales, Microbotryaceae.
AUGCUACUGCAUCUCGUCUCCCCACUCCUCAAACCCACCACAUCCGUUCCCCACCCUCGCAUCAUCGUCACCUCCUCGGGCCUCCACACCAAGAUUCUCGCCUCUUCCGUCGCGUCCCUCCCCACGAUCCUCAAGUCCCCCUCGACACUCUCGAUGGAACGUUACCGAUCGACCAAGUUCACCCAAAUGGCGAACGCGCAUUACUGGAAAUCGACGCUCAAGACCCACGACGUCGACGUCGUCGCCAUCUCACCUGGGUUCGUCCCCACUUCGGGCUUGAACAGGGAAAGUUCGGCGUGGACGAGGUUCUUUCUGAGAUGGGUUUUGUGGUGGUUUCCCUUCGUCAGUACGGAUGAACAAGGCAAGUCCGCAGACCCAUGCGUGCAAGCUCAAAAGGAUCAGAGCUCACCGACGUACGCUCUUUCCCCAGGUGGCAAAUGUAUCAGCUCGGCGAUCCCCUCUCUUCUCACUGCCGAGGCCGACCAAGCAGUCGAGGAUCCACCCCUUUCGAAAUGGCUGCAAGAAACCAGAUCCAACGACGGGGUCCUCUACAUCGAUGUCCACGGGAAGCAUAUAAACCCUCAUCCGGCCAUGCUGGAGCAAGGUCGCGCCCUCUGGCACGAAUGGUCCCCUUCGAUCGAGACGAUGCGAGCGUGGUGA